AUGCNGGCCAUCAAUGCUUCUUUGCCUGUUGUUGUUGAAAGACUUGUCCGGAUACUCUCCAUGUCAGCAUCCAGAAUGGUGCCUCUUAGAGCUGUUUUUAAGGUUUGGAAGGAGCUUGGGCUGCCUGAUGAUUUCGAGGACUCUGUUAUAUCUGCUAAUUCUGGUGUUUUUCAGCUGUGUGAUGGGCAUGAACAGAAUACUCAUUUGUUGAAGCUGGUUGAUGGUGUUUCCAGCAAUGGCAUUAGGGCGGCUGUUGAGGAUUGGAGGGUUGUUGAGUGCUGCAAGGAAGACUGCAGUGUUGAUAGGAUGGAAAUGCAGUUUAGUUUCAAACACGGGUAUCCUCCGGGGAUGAGGUUGAGCAAGAAUUUCAAGGCCAAGGUGAAGGAGUGGCAGAGGUUGCCAUAUGUGGGGCCUUAUGAAAUGCCGGGUGAGAAGAAGAAGUCUAAGGCUGGAAUGAUGGCCAUGGAGAAGCGAGCAGUAUCGAUUGUUCACGAGUUCCUGAGUUUGACAGUAGAGAAGAUGGUGGAAGUUGAGAAGAUCAGCCAGUUUAGGAAAUGGUUUGGGAUUGAUUUAAAUAUAAGGGAUCUCUUCUUGGACCACCCAGGGAUCUUCUAUUUGUCAACUAAGGGUAAAAAACAUACUGUUUUCCUGAGGGAAGCUUAUGAACGAGGGUGUUUGAUAGAACCAAAUCCUGUCUAUGAUGCAAGAAGACGGCUACUUGAUCUUGUUGCUUUAGGACGUCGGGGUCUGCCAGCUGUUAAUUCGAAGUUGGAGGAUUCAAGCAGCUGCGGUGAGGCUAGACAAGAGGAAAACCAGCAAAGACAUUAUUUGUCACCAUCUUGAUUAAGCUGUCCAUGCAAGAUUAGCAUUUUGUAAACAGGGAACUAGCUUACGAGAUUACAAAACAUUAAUUUCUGUUCCCACUUUGAGGAUGAACAGGGCCAAUGGUGAAUUCAUUAAAUUAUUUGGUUUCAAUGGUGCCUACAUAGUUUAGGCCCCGAGGAUAGUGGUAGCUGGUUGGAAUGAUUGACUUUUGAUAUUGGCUCAUUUCUAUUUGUGCUCAUCUCUGUGGCUGAAGGUUCAUAUUCUCAUUGAGAUCAAGCGCCUUGGAAACUUUUGGAGAAACAAGCAUCUAAGGAAGAACACGCAAUACCGCUACCAUUCUGGCCCAAUACAGUUCGUUCAUUUAUGUUCUGCUGAUAUAAUUCUUCAAAGUUGAGUUUGUGAAGUUUUUGCAUGUUUGGUGUUAGUAACUUCUUUUAAAUCAAAGUAGCUUUUGGAAUCGGAGAUUAUAGAAUAAUCGAUCUUCCUUCAAGUGAGUUUAAGUCAGAAGUCAGAACUUGUUUUCUAAGUCCCAUUUUUUAAUGAAAGAACAGUCCAGUUUAAGUCGAUGGAAGCUGAAUAAAUAUUGCUGAAAAAGGCUCACCGGGAUGCCUGGCGCAUCUUGAAAUUACAUGCUGCAGUAACCAAUUUAAAUUAGCACAGUUUAAAGACAUCCUAAAUAGGAAAAUAUCCUCAAAGUGUCUAUUGUUGAAGCAAAUACGGUACUAACGUUAUCAAUCUAUAUAAUUUCUGCUUACUUGAUUAUA
Vigna umbellata (rice bean) is the source of this 1589-nucleotide messenger RNA. Lineage: Eukaryota; Viridiplantae; Streptophyta; Magnoliopsida; Fabales; Fabaceae. The record is from RefSeq and is a predicted model, not a curated record.